Messenger RNA from Amoebophrya sp. A120, 1428 nucleotides. NCBI's taxonomy places the organism in Eukaryota, Dinophyceae, Syndiniales, Amoebophryaceae. The record is from the annotation of a GenBank genome assembly.
AGCGUGACACAUGUCGUGCGCGUUGUGCAACCGCUGCGCGACUCAAUUCGUUUAAGGCGUAAGUGCUAGGACGAUUUCUUGAAUUCAUCUACUUGUUUUUUCGCGUUUGAUCGAGAAACUUUUUUUGCCUAGUUUUUGUCGAUCAAUUCUCAAGAUCAUCUUAUGCGUACUCGGUUCGUUCCUCUCAACAUCUCGGUUUACUGAGCAUUGCUUUUCAUUCGACUUAAUUUUCAUACAUUCUGAAAAAAAACAAAAUUAUCAUACGAAGAGAAAAUGUUCCACCCUUCCGCACCCUCCCAGUUCUCCUGGCACUACAAGUACUGGCAGCGACAGACGGCGGGCUACUUGCGAAUUGUAUCAAAUGCAAAUAUGUCUGGGUCUGGGAGAUUGCGAGACUUGUCAUGCUAGUCUGGCAUGAGUUUGAGGUGUGUAUUGCGUGGCCGCAAAGAGCUCUCCUUGCCUGUCAUGCAAACACGCAGUUUCUCAUGCGGAUUACGCAACUCAGAACCAUGGGAACAAAACUUGUCAUGCUUUGCAGCGCAUUUAAGUGUGGUCACUAUUCCCUUCCUCGCAUCACAAGUUUCCAGACCCAGACAUAUUUGCAAUGCAUAAAUUGCGCUGAAGAACAAAAACCCAAACAACGAAAUGGUGGGGUACGUGGUAAACGACAAGCACCCAAAAUCCAUCCUAUGCAUUGCAAAUACGUCUGGGUCGGGAAACUUGUCGUGCUAAUGUCCGAAUGAUACGCAAACUGUAUUGCGGAGCCGCGCAUGACAAGUUUCUGGGUGGCUACGUCUAGCAUUAAGCGCAUGACAAAUUGCCUUUUUGCAUAACAAACGGUGGCGUUGUAGGGCAACAAGCAUGACAGACCUUUGUGCAUUGCCGGCCGAGCAUGACAGACUUGCAUUCUUCCAGACGCAGACAUUUUUGCAUUUGAUACAUCCGCGUGGCCUGCGAUAGAUGGAUGUACGUGAUGCGGUAUAAGAAAGCGUUUCGCUACGCGAAAAAGAUAUGGGCGCAUGACGAGCAGAAUGAGGCGCGGUUGGGGGACGUCGUCCGGGUGCAGCCGCUCGGGUAUUGAAAUUCAUUACAUAUGCUGUUUCUGCAUGACAAAAUCGCUUUUACCUCCGUGCCUCUGCAACAUCACAAAUUGUGUUUUUAUAUCACAGGUACCGACUUGGCCCGUGGAAAACCUACGCGCUAACAAAAGUGCUCUACCGCGAGCCCCGGGAUGAAGGCAGUUUGCGGGGGUCAGAUGCUAGGAAUUUGCACUACGUGCCACCAGAUUUCGAUGCGGACAGUAAUGACACUGGCCAAGUAGAACAAAAUACAGUCGCGAACUCUGCCUACCAGUGACAACAAUUCAUCGUAAUCCUUUUGUCAAGUAGACCAUUCUGCAUGCAAUAGCGCAAAAAUCACUGUGAAAAU